AUGUCAAAUAGUGAAGAAAAAAGUUGGACUAAUAAGAAGGUAGAUCAUUUCGUAGUAGUUAACAACGUGCUCGGUAAGGGAGCCUUCGGUAAGGUGUAUAGAGGUUUCUGCGUUGAAGAUGAAAAUAAAUUAGUUGCAGCCAAGGCUAUACCUAUAAAAUCAAUUAGCGAUUCAGGUAAAAUGCUUGAAUUGAUCAAAAGAGAAAUUGCAAUUCUUUAAAAAGUUUCAUCACCUUUCAUUGUAAGCUUGUAUGAUGUUGCUAGAACUUCAAAUAAUCUUUACAUGUUCUUGGAAUACUGUCAUGAUGGUGAUCUUAAAGAGUAUCUUAAAAAGAAGGAAGGCAAGAGACUCAGUGAACCAGAGGCUUUGAUUUUCUUCAGACAUAUAGUUGAAGGUUUCAAGGAGUUAUAAAAGCAUAAAAUCAUUCACAGAGAUAUUAAGCCUGCCAAUAUCAUGCUUAGUAACGGUAUUGCUAAAAUCUCUGAUUUUGGUUUCUCAAGAGUUGUUGAAAAAGACGAUCCUGCUUUGCUUUCCAGAUUAGGUUCUCCUUUAUAUAUGACUCCUUAAAUUCUUGAUGGUGUUCCUUUCAAUUUCAAAUGCGACGUUUGGAGUGUUGGUGUUGUCUUUUUCGAAAUGCUUUAUGGUACCACUCCUUGGAUUGGUGACAGCUAAGUUAAGCUUCUUUAAAAUAUUAAAUCAAUUCCUCUCAAGUUCCCAGAAAAUCCCAUCAGAAGCAAAGAAGUUAAGGAUUUACUUAGAGGUAUGUUGAAAGUCAAAGAAGAAGAAAGAAUGAGUUGGGAAGAAAUCUUCAACCAUCCUCUUAUCAAAGACUACACUACCCCUGCUUUAGCUAAAGAACCUGCUCCUAAUAAAGACGAUUUAGAAUAGAGUGUCUCUUUAAAUGAUAACUAUAUCAAAAAGAAUUUGGUCGCUGGUUAUCUUACAAAUCCUGACACUGUAUAAACUAAAGGUCCUGAUGCUAUCUAGCAAAAUAUUUUAAAAAAAUAAGAACAAUAAACUACAAGCUCUACUCAAUAGUCUUCAUAAAUGACCUCCAAAAUGGAGUAAAGCAGUUAAAAAGUUAAUGAAAUUGUUAAUAAGCAAAAGGAAAAUGAAUAGACAAGAAAGAAUAUUUUAAAGAUCAACGAGUAUAUUUUGUAUGAACGUAAUAUUGCUUUCUUCUCUAAUUUUGUCAUUUAGAAAUUGAUUAAGGCUUACAAUGAUUCUAAGUUGUAAGUUCCUGCUGAUCUCUACUUCCGUAUCAUUUUCUCUAUAUGCAAGUAUUAAAAUAUGCAAUUAGAUAAAAUGAACGAAUUCUUGAAUCAAUCUAAGACUGAAGGUUUUAGCGAGCAAGUGUGGUAGAAAUACAAAGAAUCCACUGAAUACCAAACUACUGUCAAGCUUAUUAGAGCUGAUAUCGAUCAUUCUAAGAAUUUCUUUGAAGAACUCUUCAAAAAGACAAAAGAUGUUGUUACACAUUCAUUUAACAAAGAAACCAAUAAAGACAAGCAAGAAGUUUUAAACAAAUUUUUAGGCAUUAUUGAUAAAACUUUCACUCUUGACAAUAAAUUCAAAAGCAUUUUUAAAGCUACCCUUAAUGAAAUGAUAGAAACAUUAAAGCCAUAGAUAAUUAAUGGUAAACCUGACAAAGAAAUUUUGGUAAUUGCUCGUUACUUAAUUGUUUGCAAUAAUCCUUACCUUGAAUUCAAGAUUUCUUCAUUCGAUUUUAAUAAAUUCUAUGAAGACAUUGAACACAUUUCUGAAGAAGAAAUUAGAAAGCAAGUUCUUGAAAAGUUUAAUUAAAAAGCAAGCAAAUGA
This is a messenger RNA of Tetrahymena thermophila SB210, 1818 nucleotides long. Its product is annotated as dual-specificity kinase domain protein. Gene Ontology annotation, cellular component: autophagosome; cytoplasm. Gene Ontology annotation, biological process: peptidyl-serine phosphorylation; autophagosome organization; autophagy. Lineage: Eukaryota; Ciliophora; Oligohymenophorea; Hymenostomatida; Tetrahymenidae. The record is from RefSeq and is a predicted model, not a curated record. Gene Ontology annotation, molecular function: protein serine/threonine kinase activity; ATP binding. The transcript has 3 exons.